CAUGGUCCCUUUUUUUCUCAGGUUUUCAUGUCAUAUGUAUAUAUAUUAAACUCAGACAAUCAAAUGACAAGACCAGAUUUCAUCAUCUUUUUUCCUACAUAUUGAGUCCUGACUGAGUUUAAAAUGGAAAGAGGAGGAGGACUGGUGGUGCGGGGACGUGUAGAGAUCGAUACGAGGCAGCCUUUCGGGUCAGUGAAGGAGGCAGUCAUGUUAUUUGGAGAGAAAUUUUUGGCCGGAGAAAUUUUUGGGAAGCAACUUAAAGAGGUGCAGAGCAAGGCAAGUGGUGAACAGAACCAGUCUAAAAUUGAAUCACCAGAAACAGUUGAGCUUGAAGAGACAAAGCAAAACCUCCAGAAAAGUAAAGAAGGAACUUCCAUGGCACACUGCCUUCAAUCUCUAAAAGAAGAGCUAGAACUAACAAAAAGAGAAAUACAACAAUUGAAGACAAGAGAACUGAAGCAGAAAGUACCGUUAGUGCCGGAUAAUCCUGAGAUUGAUGAAGAGAUCAAAUUCAUCGAGAACCCGUCAUCCAAAGUUGAUGUCAGAACACAAUUUCAAGAGGAUGAUGACAAUGAGAUAGAGUUCAAGACAAAGAGGUCUGUUAAAUUUGCUAGUACACCUUUACUCACUAGGAUCAUUGUCAGCAAGGAUCAUGUAAAUAAAGAAAUGGAGACUAGUCCUUCACAACUUAAGAAGAAAAUGAAAAGGAAAAUAAGGCCUUUAAUCCCUUUGAUUAGUGGAUUGUUUUCCAAGAGGAAGGGAAAUCAAGAACAUUAAUAUUCAUAAAGGCGGUUCGAGCUUUGGAUAUGGAGUCAUCUUUAUUAAGGAGUGUUUUACCCCAUGUGGGACUUCCAUCACAAAUCCGAAUAUUGUUAGAUCCCCAAUACAGAUACCAAACACCAGGUAGAAAACAAAAAAAGUAAUCAUAACAGCCAUGCUAAGUUUGAAUUUUGAUGGCCCAUGACAAUGAGGAUAAUGGUAGAGGUCUUAAGAGGAGAUCUAUACCAUGGAAUAAUUGGUUGUUACUCAAAUAAGUUUUCAAAUGUUUGUUGGUAAAGUUCUUUAAAAUCUAGACAAAGAGUGCAUGUACAUCAGUUCAAUAUUCUUUAGAUAUGCAAAAUUGUACACAUUGAAGAUGUAUACAACAACAACGUACCAAGUGCAAUCACACAAGUGGGGUAUGUUGUUUUUGUAUAUGCGUGGAUUGAGAAGAUGA
Molecule: messenger RNA, 1216 nt
Organism: Solanum dulcamara
Lineage: Eukaryota; Viridiplantae; Streptophyta; Magnoliopsida; Solanales; Solanaceae
Product: WEB family protein At2g17940-like
Exons: 2
Coding region: 124-777 (217 amino acids)
Source: RefSeq, a predicted model, not a curated record